Messenger RNA from Giardia duodenalis, 609 nucleotides. RefSeq lists its product as uncharacterized. Lineage: Eukaryota; Fornicata; Diplomonadida; Hexamitidae. The record is from RefSeq and is a predicted model, not a curated record. Bases 1 to 609 code for a protein of 202 amino acids. The transcript has a single exon.
AUGCACGGUGAACCGACGAAGCUUGCUCUUGCAAUCAUCAUCAUUCGAUCGCGGAGGCCAUGGGAAACGACCAUCAUAACGCUGCAUCGCCUGAUAGCAUUGAUAGAGGAGGCCGAAGUAGCCACCAGGGUAUUAGAGAACGCUAUAAGCUUGAGCUCACGGUUGCUACUAGAUGCCACGUCUCCCAGGCAUACUGAACUCUCUACAGACUUGUCAAUGGAAGUUCUCAGGCGGCUUGCCCACGACGUAAGUACAAAGGAGAUCACAAUGACAUUGCCUAUGAUAUCAGGACUGGAUGAUGGCCAAGUAUGUCAACUGUUGGCCUAUUCUAACUCAACUUACACUGGGGAAUCUCUAGACAAUAUUAUCAUACAUGCACUCAAUGGCGAGGGACGUGACAUAGCAGUGAGAGUCGCAGCACUGUUGGGCGCCGUGCAGAACCACGUGCCGAGCCCAGAGCUGAUAGCUAAACUGACGGAGACGAUAAACAGCAACGAUCUUCCUCGCGCACUUGCUGGGGUCUCGUUGGCAAAAAGGCUCUUGUUCUCGGUAGAUGAAUUUUCGCUUUUCUUGAAAACGCUUUGGCCCCAGCGGGUCGUGUGGUUUUAG